Molecule: messenger RNA, 1174 nt
Organism: Sebastes umbrosus (honeycomb rockfish)
Lineage: Eukaryota; Metazoa; Chordata; Actinopteri; Perciformes; Sebastidae
Product: claudin-4-like
Exons: 2
Coding region: 93-749 (218 amino acids)
Biological process (GO): bicellular tight junction assembly; cell adhesion
Cellular component (GO): bicellular tight junction; plasma membrane
Molecular function (GO): structural molecule activity
Source: RefSeq, a predicted model, not a curated record
GAGUCAUCAGCACUCCAGAGAAUACACAAUCCACCGCUGGCUACUCAGAUAGAGAAGACGUCUGUGCACUUUGACUCAUACAUAGUUCAGACAUGCCUUCAGUGGGACUGGAGAUACUUGGAGUGGCUCUGGCUGUCCUGGGAUGGAUCUCAGCCAUCGUCUCCUGCGCCUUGCCCAUGUGGAGAGUGUCCGCUUUCAUCGGGGUGAACAUCGUCACGGCGCAGACCAUCUGGGAGGGCAUCUGGAUGAGCUGCGUGGUCCAGAGCACAGGCCAGAUGCAGUGCAAAAUCUACGACUCCAUGUUGGCUCUGAGCGCAGAUAUUCAGGCCGCCCGCGCCCUCACCAUCGUCUCCAUCGUGCUGGGCAUCUUGGGAGUCAUGGUGGCCAUUAUGGGGGCCAAAUGCACCAACUGUGUGGACGACGAGUCGGCCAAGGCUCGGGUGAUGAUCGCCGCCGGGGUAUCCUUCAUCAUGGCUUCUCUGACCCAGCUGAUCCCGGUGUCGUGGUCUGCCCACUCUAUCAUCAUGGAGUUCUACAAUCCCAUCAUACCGGAGGGCCAGAAGAGGGAGAUGGGUGGGGCUCUGUAUCUGGGCUGGGCUGCAGCCGCAUUUCUGCUCAUUGGAGGGGGCAUCCUGUGCUCCAGCUGCCCCCCGCAACCUGAGAAAAGGUACGGGCCACCGUCAAAGAUGAUGUACUCCCAAACCAGGUCGCUCGCCCCGAGUGGCUACGAUAGGAGAGACUAUGUCUGAACUCGCACCUGCUCUUUUCUCACACCUUUGCCAUCAUGGAAAAGACUGCUCAGAGAGAACUGGAGAGGACAAACUUGUUUUCCUUUGUUAAAUGUUUUGUGUGUAUCUUUGACGCUAUCGGAAGCACUGAUGUUAACAACUAUACGUUAGUGACGUGGUGUGCCCUGUGUUUUAUACUUUAUGGAAAUAAUUGUAUAAUUUGUGAUCAAAAUUUAGAGUAUAGGUGAAUCUGCAUUUUUUUUUUUUUUUUUUACUGUAUUGACUGUAUGUGUUUUAUUAAGAACCUUUAAGAAGUACGAGGAAGUCUGUCAUGAAGUCACAUAAUGCAGAUUUUUGUUAUCUAUCCAUUUUGUAAAUCAGUUUUGAAAUGUUUUGAUGUCUCACAUGUUACGUUUUUAAUUAAAAGACCUUGUUUUUUCACUUUU